AUGAAACUGCAAGCUGAGGCGGAACAACUGGACGAUGCUCUGGCUCAAACAUUGAACGUAACUCCUGCAGCAUACACGCCUACUGCUAACAACACUUUCUGCAGUUCCACUCCAGUAACAAAAUGUCCAAUGUGUGGAUCAGAUAUGUAUUUGAGGCGAAAGAAGAGUAACGAAAAUGAAUUCUACAUUGACUGCGUGUCGUACCCACAGUGCAAGAAAGCCUUCUGGUUACAUUCAAUUGUAAAAAAUAUUGAAGUGUUAACAAACUCGUGUGCAGUGUGUGGUCCAAACAACAAGAAUCUGAAGUUCGAAUGGAGUAACAACUCGAUAAGUCAUUUAUACCCGCCUCCUUACACCGGCUGCAUCGGCGGCUGCGACACAACGCUCAACGAUGUGCUCGGUGUACACCGGACAUCUGUGAACCCUCACAUGAAUGAACCCUUCAACAAACCCUUCGUCGAGCCCUCCGAUGAACCCUCGUGCAAACCUACCGAUGAACCCACAUACAAACCCACCGAUGAACGCUCCACAGACUCUUCCGGUUUUGUUAGUGAUGCAAGUACAGGGAACUCAACUCGCAACGCAACAGCUCUCAAUGUAGGGGAUAACACAAUUGUGUGCACAUGUGGGCAGCCCGCAGCACAGUGCACAUCUAAGCAGCCGAACAAAAAUGAAGGAAGAACGUUCUAUAAAUGUCAAGCGACACACACAUUGUGCAAGUUUUUCCAAUGGGGUCCCCCAGUGGAUUCGUUACAAAACACCAAUGAAACACCAUCAAGUUCAAGCAGAUAUAGUGUUCGAAGGAGUUUUCCCGCUCCUUACUCUACGCGAGGGGUAGAAGUGGAGUGCGGCUGUGGCUGGGCCAGUGUCAAAAUGACAGUGCGACAGGGACCAAACAUAGGCCGUCUAUUCUACUCUUGUUCUAAAGACAAACGUUGUUGCAAGUUCUUCCAAUGGGCUGAUUAUACUACAAAUUCAGGACAACAGUUAGCAAAUAACAGAGGCUGGGGCAGAGGUCGGGGCUCAAGUGGCAGCGGGUCCAGUACCCGCGAGGCACGCAAUUUUCGCAAUUAUUUCGAAUUUUGUCGCGUUUUUAUUUCAGUUUUUGUUCCCGACGUCUAUUACAGACUACAUACU
Molecule: messenger RNA, 1137 nt
Organism: Brenthis ino (lesser marbled fritillary)
Lineage: Eukaryota; Metazoa; Arthropoda; Insecta; Lepidoptera; Nymphalidae
Source: the annotation of a GenBank genome assembly